GUCGCUGAAGCUCCACACUGCGCGUGCGCCGACGCCGGCGCUGUCGCUUAAGAAGCCGCUUGAGGCUGCCGGAGAGGAGUAACUAGGCAAUCCCCCGGAAAUGAGCUCCGUUCUGUCACCAGGACUGAGCCCGGUAGUUCCUCUGCCGCGGAGAGUUUAGGGUGUCUCAGAACAAUGCUAUAAUAAACAUUCUUCUACCUGGACCUUACUGCAAAGGUAUUGAUUGGCCUUUCCAAGACACUUAAGAUACAAGAUAUAUGAUUUGGAGUCCUGGGAGAUUUAAAAGGUGGAUUCAAAAGACCUGUAAUGGCCAAAUACUACAGUGAAGUUCAAAGUUUGCAACAGGAUGAUUCAAUUAUAGAAGGAGUGAGUGAUCAAGUACUUGUGGCAGUGGUGGUCAGUUUUGCUUUGAUUGCUACUCUUCUUUAUGCACUGUUCAGAAAUGUACAGCAGAACAUUCAUCCAGAAAACCAAGAGCUAGUCAGGGUGCUUCGAGAACAGCUUCAAACAGAACAGGAUGUCCCUGCUCCUGUGCGACAGCAGUUCUACACUGAAAUGUACUGUCCAAUCUGCUUACAUCAAGCCUCCUUUCCUGUUGAAACAAACUGUGGACAUCUCUUUUGUGGUUCCUGCAUAAUUGCAUACUGGCGAUACGGGUCCUGGCUUGGUGCAAUCAGUUGCCCUAUCUGUAGACAAACGGUAACUCUACUCCUAACAGUAUUUGGUGAAGAUGAUCAGUCUCAGGAUGUUGUAAGAUUGCGUCAAGAGGUUAAUGACUACAACCGGAGAUUCUCAGGGCAGCCUAGAUCUAUUAUGGAAAGAAUCCUGGACCUCCCCACCUUGCUGAGACAUGCACUCAGGGAAGUGUUUUCAGUUGGGGGUCUCUUCUGGAUGUUCCGCAUUAGGAUAAUGCUUUGUUUAAUGGGAGCCUUUUUCUAUCUAAUAUCACCUCUAGAUUUUGUACCUGAAGCCUUGUUUGGAAUUCUGGGCUUUCUAGAUGAUUUCUUUGUUAUCUUUUUGUUGCUUAUCUACAUCUCUAUUAUGUAUCGAGAAGUGAUAACCCAAAGACUAACUAGAUGAAAAAAAUUAGUUUACUAGAAUAUCUGAGCUUAUAUGUAAAAUCAAACAAAAGGAUCCAUGGCAAUAUCAAUCACCCAAAUAUUAUCUUACAUGCUUAAAACAUUUGGCUAUCAUCUGACAAAUGCCUAGCAAUAUACAACUGGAAUUUUUACAUACCACAGGUUCUCGUGCUAAGAUCAGAUUUAUAGUGAUCUACAGUCUUAUCUCAAUUCUGCGUCAUCUGUAAAAAAGUAUGAAACCAACCAAAAAGGGAUACUUUGUUGUUUUCCUUUUCUCCAAAUUACUUAGCUUAAAUACAUACUCCAAUAUUGCUGAAUGUACAAAUCCUCCUCCUCAUUGGCACCCGUACAAUAAUAGAAAAAUUUGAAACUUAUCUUAAUAUUUUUGUUAAAGUAAAAUAUUGUAUGAUUCUAGGGAAACGUCAUUGUCUCAGUGUUUGCUAAGCUUUGUGGACUUGGAGCAGCUCUGCUUUUUCAUUUUUGUAUAAUUCUUUGUGAUCAACUGAAAAUGAAAGAAACUUGAACCUCAUGAUUGACUACAUUUCAGUCUAUAGAACACAAACCAAUAGGAGAAUUAAUGAAGUGAAAAACAACAUGUAUCUCAAGGAGGCACCUUUGACAUUCAGUUGUGACAAUAAACCAAGAGUUUGGCCUUUUCACAGAAACAAAUACAAAAAUAAGUUGUAGCCAGCUAUGGUGGCUUUAUACUUGUAAUUUCUGCAUUGAGGAAGCUGAGGUACCUCAGUGGGUAAAGGUGCCUGCUGCCAAGCCUGAUGACCUGGUUUUGACCUUGGUCUCACACAGUGGAAGGACAACAGAUUCUGCAAGUUGUCCU
Molecule: messenger RNA, 1914 nt
Organism: Acomys russatus (golden spiny mouse)
Lineage: Eukaryota; Metazoa; Chordata; Mammalia; Rodentia; Muridae
Gene: Rnf170
Product: ring finger protein 170
Exons: 8
Coding region: 307-1080 (257 amino acids)
Molecular function (GO): ubiquitin protein ligase activity
Source: RefSeq, a predicted model, not a curated record